Porites lobata is the source of this 8211-nucleotide messenger RNA. NCBI's taxonomy places the organism in Eukaryota, Metazoa, Cnidaria, Anthozoa, Scleractinia, Poritidae. The record is from the annotation of a GenBank genome assembly.
AUGUCAAACCUAUGCUGUCGAUAUUUGGAGUCAGAUUCGCAGUCUGGAACUCGCGCUUUCCAGCGUUUUGCUUGUGGAGUUGGUCACAUGAUAAAUGACAUAGUGCGUCAGUUACUCAUCUCAUUUCGUUUGGUUGUCUUUAUACAAGUGUUUGGCCUUUCUGCGGCUAAUGCAGGCUGGUUGGUGCUGUAUAAUCUUAUCUGCGUCGCUGCAGCUUCAGUAAUCAACGCGUUCUUGAUUGACAAUGUCAAAAUUCCAUUUUUGUCCCCGAAGCUUGGAAGAAGGAAGUCUUGGCAUUUAAUUGGUACUGUGAUUUCAACAUUGGUUGUCCCAUUGUACUUUAGUCCUUGUUUCUUUUGCAAAAGUGAUCGUGGACAAUUGCAAAUGAUGAUAUACUUAGCAGCCCUUACUACACUCUUGUCAUUUUCGUUCAGCUUGGUUGAAAUUGGUCAUCUUUCGAUCAUUCCGGCAAUCGCCAAAGAUCAUAGUGAAGCGGCGGAAUUAAACGCGUGGAGGUAUUUUAAUUUUAGUUUCGAAAAUCAGGGGAAGUGAAGCUUAUUAUAUUAGCAUUUUAAAUCUCAACACUUGUCUCAUGCACAACAGUACCUGACAUAUUGCGCGCAGUGGAUUUUCAUUGUACGUAAUGUAUAGGGCGCAGACUUGCAGUAUCCUGGGCCGCAGGCGAAACUAGGUCUUCCUGUGCAUCGCCAAGGUUGCCUUGCCAACCAAAAUUAACGAUGUUGCAUUAUGGUGUCAUGUUCUUUGGUUUUAACCAACGAUGAGUAAAACUGUAAGAAAAGGAAAGGAAAAAAAAGAAAAACUGUAAGAAUCUGGUUGCUGUAACAAAAUUAAAGAACGUCGUAGCGCAAAUAUCCUUAACUAAUGAUUUAUUUUCAAUUCAAUUUUUAUUUCAUGUUUUUGUUUUUGUUUUUUGUUUUUUGUUUCUGUUUUUUUCUCUCAAACGACUUUUUUUUCCUUCUUGAGCGGCAUUAUCACCUUUAUUGUUGCCUGGCUAAUAUUUGGACAAGACAGCAAUGACCAUCUCUCGGCGGAGAGCUCUAUGGAUUUUACGGUAAUUAAGAACGGGUAUUAAGAUAUCGAUAUGAGAUUUAACACUGCCGUUACAGGUAAGGCCGAAAUAACAUCGUUUGUGUUAGUCCACAGGUUAUGACUAUAAUUUUGACGGGAAUAGGCCUGCUGUUUGCUGUGAUAUUCCACGGUGCAACAAAGGAGCCUUUCGAAGAAAGUGAUGAACACUUUUCGAAAAAGAAGCAGGUAAGCUAGCUUUAAAAGCUAGGAAAAAAUCAUUUCAUUUCAGUAAUGCGUCUUUGACUAGAGAAAAGUGCAGUUGCAUUAUCGAAUCUCGGACACCCAGUGCAUUAGGUUUGCAACGUAACUUUAUUGAGCUUAAGACGGAAUCCAUCCGGAAAUUGAAUAAUUUUAGUUUUCAGUGGACAAACACCUUGUAUCAGAAUAAUUCCAUCAUCAUCGCAUCCUUUUUUCACAUUUUUCAAGUGCUAUAGAUGUAAUUAGUUAUGUGUAAUAACAACAAAGAAAAUUUCUUAUGGGAGCCCAAGAAAAUAAAUGCCAAAUUUCACAAGAAUUGUGAAAAUAAUGUAAAGUUCUGAAAUUUCGUGUGCAAGAUGUCAUUUUGCGAAGUUUGACAUUUAUUUUCUCGGGCUCCAAUAAGAAAUUUUCUUUGGUGUUAUUACAGAUAACUAAUUACCUAAUAUAUAGCCCCUGAAAAAUGUAAAAAAAAAUGCAAUAUUCUUUACAAAUCAUUCUGCUUUUCAGCUGAAAAUUAAAGUUACUCAAUUUCCUGGUGGAUUCCGUCUUAAACUGGAGAACGGUCAAUUUGGUGCAUGUGGAGACCAUACUACUGACUGAUAUAAAGCCAUACAAAACUGGAGGGCGUGGCUCUAAUCAGAUAGAACUGUGUUAGCCUGCCAGUUGACUGAUGGAAGAAUCUUGUAAAGGCAAAAACAUUAAGUCACAUCAAAUCAUUAAAUCAAUUCAUCUUGAGAGAGAAAGCUGAAAUUGCAUCUCAAUACAUUGAGGGGAAACAUCGGAAGAAAAUUAAUUUGACGUUUAUUGGUGAAUUUUUUUCUCUCCAAAACAGAACAAGACAUCUUUCAUUCCACCGCAUGCUCUUGUAAGGGCGAUGACGUUUCAAGGAACAGGUACGCCUUAUAAUCGAUAAAAUGAAGCUUCAAGUUAAUCAUUUUUAAACUUCAACACCAUCUGGCAUUUAAAUCCUGAAGAGCAAACUACUAGCGCGAGGAAGGAUGUCAUAGCAGAAACCAGUUUGGUAAUUAUAGCUUGUAGUACAAGAUGUUUCAAAGUGUUGUACGAUAUUAGGAGCUGAUUACUCCUGACGAUAUUUCGACUUUAGUAGAAGUCAUAGCCAUCUUAGGGGCCCACCAUUUAGGCUUAUAAUCCUUAUGAUCCAAAAAUCAAAUGGUCGGCCCCCUCAAGCUUCUUUUCUUAGUAACCUCUGUACUCUUUAAUUUAGGGUCAGUAAAUUGCAUGUGAUAGGCUGAGUGAACAUUGUCGAGAGACCUGGUCUGGCUUGUACAUAUUUAGGACUUGCAUGUUGUUGGCAUUUUUUAAAAAAUAUAUAAACAACUCGAUCGAUGCCUACUUUGAAAACUUGGUGCCUGCCAAAUUUAACUUCCUUAAACCGUUACCUUAUUUAAUUUUCUUUUCAUUUCCUUAGAAUUGUGUCCUCAAGAGCAAAGAAUGCAUGACGCGUUCAUGGAUAGUCUGAAUGCGAAGGGCAAGGAAGAAACAAAGAUAGAAGAGAUAGGACAGGCGAGAAAGCAAAUGUUUCUAAGGCGAUUUGUGGAAGCCCUGUUCUCUUUUAAUGGAAACGAUGACAACAUAGCUGGAAAAGAACUAACUUUUGACAACAUCGGCGCGAAGGAAUCAGCGUCCAAGGGUGAGGAGGAAAUGUUAAGAGAGGUCAGAACGUUGCCCAAUGAACGAAAAAUUAGUGUUCUCAACAGUAUUUUGUGGGGAGUGAUAGGAGUGGACCCUGCGGAUAUAGCUGUUGAAAAUGAAGAUGAAGAGUCUAGGAUCUCUAAAGACAUUAACAGCUCUCAAGGAACCAACUACACAGCAUCAGAGAACAAAUUGGGUGUUGCUGAAGUUUCAAAUAAAGGACACAGCAUUCAGCUAGAGCGAUGCAAAAUAGAAACAACAGAAGAAAAAAUACAGACUAUCUGUUCAACUUCCUCUAAGCACCACACAUGUGACCUGGGAUCUGCUCCACAGGUCACACCAAAACCUGAGACAACACGAGCCUGGCUUAAAGAUCCACAUCUUUAUAAGGUAAUUUAGGGCUCAAAGAUUUUACCCCAGUUGUUUCAUUAUAGACGUGAACUACUUCUUUUCUUAAUAUUAAUUUUCUUUUUCUGUUUUCAUAGGUGGCCAUCAUCUUCACCUGCACAAUGAAUGUAAUGAGCCUUUCAUAUAGCUAUCUGCCACUGUAUCUCAUUUACAGAGUUCAGUUUCAAAAGGUAACGCAUAGGUACACAAAGGUAUCCUGUUAGCUAUUUAACUAAUUAAUAAGUCACGUGACCCUUUUCUCUUUAUUUACCGAUUCCUAUAUAACAUAAACACACAUACAAGGCGAAUUUAUAAGAACCUUUUUAAUAGCCUCGGAAAUGUACCUAAAAGAACUUGUUGCUCUUUCAUUACCCUUUCCCCAUUUUAGAGUAAAUAUUUUGACCGUUAAUUCUCAAUUAUCAGUCACGUGACGAAAACUUGAGCUUCUAAAAUGCACUCAUAUUGCUAAGGCCAUUAAGCUACAUUUUAUAUUUGUAGUUCAAUUUUCAGGAUCAUUGAUAGAAGCAAACCGUUCUAAAUAGCAUUUUAUCAAAAUAUGCGUAUUUAAUUAGAUAGUCAUGCCCUAAGUGGCCUGAGAUUAGAUUCUCAUACAAACACUGUUAGUAAUUUCUCACGUUUGCCUACUCGUCAAGAUGGCGUGGAAAACCGUGACAAGGUCUAUUUAUAUGCCUCGUUACUUGCUAACGAGUCUCAAUUGGAGAAUGAUUUUUAAAUAAUAAUUGUACAAUAUUGAACAAUUUGUUUUUCCUUGCACAGGAAGCCAUUGCUUAUUUUCCCCUUAUAAUGUUAAUAAGUGCAGCUGUAUCCUCGGGAAUGUCAAAGAAACUUGAGGGAGUAGCAGGAUCCAAGGUACUAAUCAUUAAGAAUAUGUAACGUAGGUAAACCAGGUUUCGUUUACCCCCAUUAUAACCUCAGUUGCAUUUAAAUCAAAAAUAUACAGUGAUUUCGAUUUUGGUUGGUUUCGUUUACCCCCAUUUUAACCUCCAUUGCAUUUAAAUCAAAAAUAUAUAGUGAUUUCGAUUUUGAUUAAACGGCAACAGGGCUAUUAAUCCUCAUUUAGUGGUCAUUAAUGGAGUUUCAGAUAUGUGGGAGAGUUGGGGUACAGCUCUAAACUUCACAAUCGAAAGGCGUGAGUAUGUGUACAUAGCUGGGAUCCGGAGUUUCUAAACAGCGUCGAGUUCAACUCUCUCAUCACGACUUCCCGUUGAUAACAAACUCUUUUAGUCCCCUACCAGCCUACGUUUUUCAUUAACCUGGCUUAUUUCUUCUGCCAUUUUUAUGGCAGGAUGAUAAGCAUGAUUUAUUUUAAAUCGACAAUCACAUUUUCUUAAUCAGCGUUGCUUCACCUUGGCUGCCUUUAUCGUGAUGGGGGCGGACGUGUGGUUUUAUUUCAUCACCAAGUCCAACAGAGUAAUGACCUAUCCGGCCACUGCGUUACUGGGUUUUGGAUUCUCCGCCAUGCUCGUGAAUGCGCUUAGCUUCGCAGCAGAGCUAAUAGGAGAAAACAAAGUAAGCUCAAUAAAAUGUGAUGAUUGAUAUACAGAGUGCUCUUAGUAGUAUAGUAAGGGUGAAGUUAAUCAUUUUGUGGUGGAAUCUCAUCAACGGCGAUGAAUAUUUUGGUUUUUGAAUGGUUGAUUAGGCCAUAUCUCUUUUUUUUUUUCAUUCAGCGUCGAAUGCGUUUCCUGAUAUUGGGUCGGUCGGAUUGAAAAAAAAAAAUACCUAAAAAAAAAUCACAAGAAGACUCGGAAUAGGUGGCCCUGGUACCCCAGGAUGACGUUAAAAUUUAACAUUUACAUAUUUCGAUUAACAAAAUGCACCAUAUACUGUAAAAAAAUGUUCCUUUUUUGUUCCUGUUUUUCUAUAUGUUCUUACUAUGCUCAUUUUACAGAUUAAAAUAAUUAUUUCAAGCGAAAAAUGGUUUAACAACGUCGUUACUUUUUUUUUUCUUUUUAAAAAAUUUGAGUGGGUCUGACGACGGUAAAAGGAGAUAAAAAAGAGGAUGGGCCUAUAAAAACAAAAAAAAAACUAUUCAUACUAGGUUGAUUCAUGUUGUCGUAGAAGGAAGCGCUAACUCGUUUGUGACGUAGAAUCACUGAGCCCUAACUUAAUUAUGCAAGUUGUAUUUCUUGCCGCUUACAUUGUCCAUUUCAACGACCAUUUUUUUUUUCUGUUCCACUUCUCUGAUUCUUUUUACGGCAUUAAUCAUGAUUAUUUAUUAGUUGUUCUUUUUCCUCCCUCCUCCUCCCCCUCUUCAUUUCCUUUCGGUUUUCCCUAUUACCUGCUACACAAAUAGUAAGAUUAUACAGAAGAUCGAGACAAGUGAAAGCCCCAGGCUACAAGGCCCAAAUCAGGGGGGAAAAAAGCCAAAAGCAGGUCAAAAAUUGAAAACGUCAUGCGGGCCGCGAACCGUUCCAAUUCAUUUCGUCUAACACCUAACUUUGUUUACAUAAGAAAAAGAUGUGGGAGGAGAUCAAGAGGAUAAGAAGGACUCAGGGAGGAGCUGGAAAACAAUAGAAAGCUUCAGCAGUUUUCUUAGGCAGUGCGAAACCAUUAGAUACUGUGGAAUGGAUACUUUCGUACAGAAUUACCCUGAUUUAGUUUUGUUCGGGCCUUAACCCGAUGUGUGAGAUCGUCACGAGACUAAAAUUGUAAUGAAAUGAAAGCAAACAAUAAAGCAUUGGUAAAGAUGAGCGCCAUUCUGUUACUAAAAAGGCAUAAUGUCUUACUAAGAUUUUUUUGCUGAUGCAGAGCUAAAUUUCUUUCAUUUUAGAGCACUUGUGGCGUUGUAUAUGCUUGUAUGAGUUUGAUGUCAUAUCUAACGAACGGCACAUUGAUGACUACGAUACAGAAUUUGUUUCCUGAAGGAAGGUAAUUGUUUGUUUAGCUUAAACAACAGUGGUUUCAAGAAAUCAGCUAGCUCUUUACGUGUAGUUUUAGUCCCGGAGGUUGGAAAUCAUAUGAGAGAUACACAGCAAGUCCGACACUCGGACAUUAGUCCACCACCACCUGACCAGCACAGGCCGUCCCGAUGUUGGUAUCCGAAUGUGUCAUUUGCUUUCCAGCGCUCCGUCGUGAGGUUCCCAGCACAACAGCUCCCAAAUGUGUGAACACAAAGACAAAUUUUAAUUGUAAUCAGCUCCCAAAUGUGUUGAGUGGAGCUGGUGCUGAAAUAAGUGCCUUCGCGUAAAGUACAGGGCACCUAAUCACGACCUUUUGAGGUCGAACAGACCAUAAGCAGCUGCUGGUAAAAAAAAAAAAAUUGAGGAAGAGACAGAUCUCCAUGGAUGUCACUUCGUGAGUGAUAUGGCUGUUUUCACGCGUAAAGGCUGGCUUUCACUUGCGACAGAGUCGGAAUCGGAAUCGUAAGAGCGCUUAUGACCUUGUGAAACUCAAAAAUCGUAGUCGUAAGCGGAGUCAUAAGCUCGACGGAAUCGGAGUCGGAAAAAUCAGAACGUUUCCAUUUUCUUGCUACUCUGCUUAUUACCCCGUUGCUUCGUUCCGCUUAUGAUCUAGUGAAAACCAAAUUGUCGGAGUCGGAAGCAGAAGCGGAAGGAUAAGCCAAUCACAAUGCUCGUUAAAACGCUUUGUGAUCGGUUUAGUUCUUCCGCUUCUGCUUGCGACUCCGACGACCCAGUUUUCACUUGAUCGUAAACGACGGAGUGGUAAGCUUAAUAACAACGCUGUUUCACUAAGUCGCAUAGUUCCUCACGCUUCUGUUUACGACUCCGUCGCUGGCGAAAACCAGCCUUAAGGAACUGGUAAAGCAGUGGGGUUGGUAUACGGGUGCUCUGCUUAAGCUAUGAUUUCUCAAAACAGCAAAUGUGAAUUGUGCCAAGGUCUUGGUUUUGGAAAAUAUAUUCUAUAAAUGUAUUUUGCCAAAAGAAUUGGUUUGAUUUCCAGGAUUGAGACGUAGUAAUUUUCAUUCCCUUUGCAGUAACAAUGAGGACUGUGAAGAGUGUGGAGAUUACGUUCGUCGCGUGUUUUCAUUCGUGCCAGGCUCUCUCGCUGCUCUCAGCUUGCUGAUUGUUCUGCUGUUUCCUGCUUCAAAAAAGAUUUUCAAGACAAAAGGUGACAGAGGUUCAUUUUAUUUAACAGGCUAUUUUUGAGUUGCCUCAAGCCUUUGUUUCAAAGCGAAACCAGGUGCGAAGCCAUUGAUAUGAAAAUGAUAAUAUAUUCUCAUGCAAAUAAAACUCAUUUUCACAACAAAGGUUUUACACUUAGCCUCGUUUUGAAAAGUGAGAGUUUUUGGAACUCGGAAUUGUCCUAUUUUGCCCGUUCGCUUGUAUAGAUUUUAUUAUUUGUCGCUGUAGAAGAGUGUUUAUCCUGAGUUCUUAUUUACAUGGCUGCAAUCAGUGGGAGAGAGUCAGCACAUGUUACUAAAUUCAACUCAAUUACAUUUGGAAGAGGGAGAAUUCUUACACCAGAAAGCUCCUGGUAAGAAUCGAACUCAUGAUCAGGACCCUCCGAGUUCUAGUUUGGAUUGGUACUUUUUCGAUGUAAAGUUACAGUACAAGCUACAGUAUCUUUAUAUUAUACCCUUGGCAGCCUUUAAAAAAAUUGAAAUGAAUCAACAAUUAGACAGCAAAGAGUUUCACUUUUGCUUUAAAAUCCUUGAAAAAAAAAAACAUGAAAAACAGUGAAGUCGAUAUGAGGGUGACCUGUAAAGCUGCUAGUUGUGUAGGCUCCAAUAAGAAAAAAAAGACAACAAAAAGAGUUCAGAAAUUUUACUGAAAACAAGGACACUGUUCUCAGUCUUCUAGAUAAUGAGCUUAUAUUGUGAUCAUUGUCUUUAUUUUUCCAGAUUCCCAAACGGAUGCUAGAAUGAAUUGCAGCAAAGACAAUGACGCCUUUAGUAUAGAAUAA